This is a messenger RNA of Fraxinus pennsylvanica, 582 nucleotides long. The record is from the annotation of a GenBank genome assembly. Lineage: Eukaryota; Viridiplantae; Streptophyta; Magnoliopsida; Lamiales; Oleaceae.
AUGAAAGCAAGAACGGGCUAUUCGACUUCACUCAAACGAGAAUUCCUAAAGAGAUGGAUAAAUGGUCUCCAUAUAUACAGUAAUUUAAAGAAGGACAUGAGCAUUUUGGAGAGAAAAAGGGCCAUAAAGUUAUCAGCAGAUGUGGCCAUUGCUUCCACCAGAAAUGCCAGCACUCUUUGGAGUCGCACGCUAAUGGCCAACAUUUCGAAAAAUGAGACGAACGAAAGUCUUGUUGAACAAAUAUUUUCGGAUUCGGAAGUAAUUAAGAAGAGAGCUUCAAUUAGAUUGAUGGCAUGCAGCAAUAGAAUUACAAGCAAGAAGAUUGUGAGAAGAAGCCAUAUUACUAAAAUUAGAGCUAGAAAAAUGGGAUUGGGACCCCAUGCAGUUAAGGCCAGCUACAUCGCAAAGAAAUUGGUGAAGAACAGAACCCAAGUGCUUAAAAGUCUUGUACCUGGGGGACAAAAUAUGGGUGAAGUUUCUUUGAUUAAGGAAACCCUAGAUUACAUUGCCUCUCUUCGAGUUCAAGUGGAUGUAAUGCGGCGUCUUGCAAGUGCUGCUGAACAUUCAACAUGGUCAUUAUAA